AUGUAUGUUGUGUUCAAUUUAAUGAGUGUUCUAGUAGCCAUCUUGUUUAGCGAGACCAUCGGCCAACAUUUAGUGUUGGGACCAUUAGCUUUAGGACUGGUUGUGCCGGAUGGGCCAACUUUAGGAGCAGCCUUAGCAUCAAAACUAGAUACACUUGUUUCAGGCUCUCUCUAUCCAACCUACCUCACAGACAGUGGGCUGAAAACAAAUAUCUUCAGAAUCAAUCUUCAAUCUCUGUGGAUUGUAGGGUUUAUUGUUCUCUUUGCUAGCUUAGUUAAGAUUGGAGCAGUAAUGCUGAUAGCGCAUUACAACAAAAUCCACUUUCGAGAAGCUCUUGUUCUUGGACUCAUGUUGAAUGCAAGAGGCGUCUGUGAGCUCAUUGUGUACAACUUGUGGAGUAGUGAGAUUCUGACUCAACAAGAGUUCACUCUCGCUGUUCUAUCGGUGAUUGCAGUGACUCCAUCUAAACAACACAUCCCAAUCCAGAGAAGAACCAUACAACAUGCCAAACGUGAAGCAGAGCUGCGGAUAUUGGUGUGUAUUCAUAACCAGGAUAAUGUAACUUCAAUAAUAAACCUGCUAGAAGCCUCCAAUGCAACUGAAAAGAGCCCCGUUGCAGUCAUAGCAGUCCCCCUUGUAGAGCUUGUUGGCCGCGCUACGCCCAUCCUCAUAGCACACCAACCACAAGAAAAGAGUGAUACCAAAUCCUACCACAUCAUCAACGCCUUGCAACACUAUGAGCUCUACAAUGAAGGCUGCGCAACUGUUCAAUCAUUCGGUUGCAUCUCACGUUACAACAGAAUGCAUGAUGACAUUUGCCAGGUUGCACCCGACGAAAAUGCCAACAUUGUGAUCAUUACAUUUCAUAAGAAUUGGGCUAUCGACGGUACCAUCGAUUCAGUGAACCGUUCCAUCCGAGCUUUGAACCUCAAUGUCCUCAACAGAGCACCAUGCUCGGUCGGAAUCUUCAUAGACCGGGGAGUUCUACGCGGCUCAUUGUCCAUUAUAAGCAGUCAAUCCAUAUACAACGUGCUAGUGAUCUACAUAGGCGGAGCGGAUGGCGGAGAGGCACUGUCCUACAGUGCUCGCAUGGCAAAACACGAGAAUGUUACUGUAACAGUCAUGCGUCUCCUCCUAUUCAGAAGUGAUAGCGCCAGAGAACGGAAGCUGGACAAUGAUUCGAUCGAUGAAGUCUGCUAUGCUAACAUAGGAAAUAAAGGAUUCUUAUAUCGAGAGGAAGUUGUGAGAGAUGGAGUAGGGCUAGCUUCAUCUAUUACAGGAUUUGAAAAUGGUUAUGACCUGUUUAUAGUUGGGAGGAGCCAUCGGGGGUCCCCUUUUCUGUCGGGACUCGAUGCAUGGAGUGAGUGCACUGAACUUGGUGUUAUCGGAGAUAUGCUUGCCUCAACGGAUUUUGGGAGCACAUCAUCGGUCUUGAAUUUUAAAAGUAAUAAUGAGCUUUUGAUGAAAAACCACCAGUCCCAUCCAACUGGAUCUGUACCAUUCCCAAAAGUGAAUGUGUCCUCAUUUCACGGCCAUGGACGUGGACGUGGAUGCGGACGUAUUGGUGGUCGUGGACAUGGUCGUAAUAGAAAAAAAUAUAAUAAUCGUGGUGAUCAUAAUUCCUUAUUGGUUCCCAGAAGGAACUUCACACCAUCCUAUCAGAAGUGGAAUUCAAAUGCGACCAAGCAGGCAAAAGGAAAAGCUUUGCAGAACAAGCUCCGGAGAUAUACGAUGACAAGCCUUGCUAUAGUGGAUAUUACUAACCUUAAUAUUUCCAACUUCUUUGCUGAUCCUAGUGAUAAUAUUGAUCAUUUGAUUGCUGAUGGAAAUAUCCAUACCAAUUAA
Molecule: messenger RNA, 1845 nt
Organism: Cornus florida
Lineage: Eukaryota; Viridiplantae; Streptophyta; Magnoliopsida; Cornales; Cornaceae
Product: cation/H(+) antiporter 15-like
Exons: 4
Coding region: 1-1845 (614 amino acids)
Biological process (GO): proton transmembrane transport; regulation of pH
Cellular component (GO): endomembrane system; membrane
Molecular function (GO): antiporter activity
Source: RefSeq, a predicted model, not a curated record